GAGGUGGAUAAAGUGAGGGAGAGUGUGUGGUUCAUCUCUCUGAGGAUCCUUCAUGACUGACUGGAGACCUGCUGAUCCACUGCGAAGAAUCCUUUGACAGUCGUGCAGCGUUGACGUUGUGGAUAGAGUCCCGCUGUCCUGUUGCUGUCAUGAGCUUCAGGGCGGUGCUGCUGUUCCUCCUGGUGUCUCUUAGCUGGUCCAGAGGAGCCAUCAUCACGGGAGCCUGUGAGAGAGACAUACAAUGCGGUUUUGGUCUGUGCUGUGCUGUCAGCCUAUGGCUGAGGGGUCUGAGAAUGUGUAUCCCAAAAGGUGUGGAAGGGGAUGAAUGUCACCCUUUUAGCCACAAGGUACCCUAUCCAGGGAAACGGCAACAUCACACCUGUCCUUGUCUUCCUCACUUGGUUUGCAGCAGAUAUGCUGAGAGCAAGUACAGAUGUACCGAUGACUUCAAAACAUGGACUUUUAAUGGAUACCUACCAUUCAAAUCACAAUUGCAACAGAAAAAAAACACCACUAAGGACCUAAUGAAAAACAUGAAUGAUACAAGAUAUUCCAUCAAAUCUGAAUGUAUAUUCUUCAUUUGUUUUUCCUAUGCAUAUCAUUUGGGAUUAUUAUAGCACCACUAAGUUGUAAAAAGAAAUGGUAAGACAAUGUAACAAGGGACAAGAUGAUUUUUUUUUUUUUCAAUAAAACUAUAUUUCUUGGU
Messenger RNA from Thalassophryne amazonica, 706 nucleotides. RefSeq names its product prokineticin 1 (gene prok1). The record is from RefSeq and is a predicted model, not a curated record. The transcript has 3 exons. Bases 150 to 617 code for a protein of 155 amino acids. NCBI's taxonomy places the organism in Eukaryota, Metazoa, Chordata, Actinopteri, Batrachoidiformes, Batrachoididae.